Molecule: messenger RNA, 1641 nt
Organism: Symbiodinium necroappetens
Lineage: Eukaryota; Dinophyceae; Suessiales; Symbiodiniaceae
Source: the annotation of a GenBank genome assembly
AUGUUCCCCACCCACGUGGGACGCCUUGCGAUCUUUGAUGAUUAUCUCUUUUGUGGAGAUGUGGGCUCCGGCUCCUUUGGCAAGGUCAUGCUGGUUCGGCAUAAGAGCACGAAGCAGCUGCGGGCCUGCAAGGUGGUAGCCGUGCAAACUGCUCUGCAGCGGGAGCUCAUGGAUAACGAGAUUCGAUUACUCAAGUCGUUGAACCACCCUCACAUCAUGAAGAUGCACGAAGUCUACUUCGAGCAGGCUUCGGAAAGCGGCCAAGUCGCCAGUGGCAACAUCUACCUGGUGACGGAGCUCUGCGAGGGAGGAGAUCUUUUCUCGCGGAUUCUUCAUCACUACGAGAGGUUGAAGCAGCCCAUGACGGAGAGCCAUGUGGCAUUCAUGAUGCAGCAGAUCCUGUCAGCGACGAAAUAUUGUCACGACAAGGGGAUCAUCCAUCGCGACAUCAAGCCGGAGAACAUCCUUUUCGUUGAUCGGAGCGCUAGCUCUCCGCUCAAGAUAAUCGACUUCGGUCUCGCGAACUUCCACGAGAAGAUACGAGAGCAGGCGAAGGAGGUGAAGGUCGCCCGGUCCGGAACAAUGGGGCGAUUGGCGCGCAUGCUGCCAUCCGUGAACGGCCGACAUUUGAUUCCUUGGCAUGAACGGAAGCGCGUCAUGCAGAAGGCCGGUACGCCGCACUACAUGGCGCCGGAGAUGAUCGAGGGGUCUUACGAUCACAAGGCCGACCUUUUUAGUAUUGGAAUCAUUCUCUGUCAGCUUUUCACCGGUUGGCAUCCUUUUUACACGCCAGGCGAUGAUGAAACGGCCGUUCGCGCCAAGAUCUCCAACCCGGAUCCGGUCCAGUUUCCGACUGAGAUCUGGGCACAAGUCUCCCAUGCAGCUUGUGACCUGUGCAGGAAGUUGCUGGAGAAGCAGAGUAGCAAGAGGCUUUCGGCAGCACAGGCCUUGGCCCACGAAUGGUUUCGGGACCCAUCGAAGCCCUCGCCCUUUGGAAAUGUGGAGGGCCUGAGUGUUUCAAUCUUCGACGGCCUGAAGCAGUACCAGGCUUACAACAAGCUGAAGCGGGCCGUUCUCCAGCUGCUAACUCGAGAGCUGAGUGAGUUCCAGAUCCAGGAGCUGAGGGCCAAGUUCAUGGCCCUGGACACCCAUGGAGAUGGGCUUCUCUCUCCUGAGGAGUUAGUCGAAGGAAUGCGGCAUGUCGGUUACGAGAUGAGCGAAAAGGAGCUGGAGCAGGUGAUGGCUGCUCUGGACGGCAGCGGCAGCCAGCGCAUCGGCUACAAGGAGUUCAUCUCUGCGCUGAUCGAGCGACGGGUGAAGUUCGACCGACAACAGCUUUUCGAGUGCUUCAAGAAGUUCGACAAGCAAGGCAUCGGACGAAUCACGUACCAGGCACCCGUGUUUCGGAUGUGUCUGAACCUCUCACCCGCAGCUGCCAAAUACGGAAACCUGAACGUCUACGCGCGAAGCCUAGCUUUCGGCCUUGGAUUCCGUGUCGAGACUUGGGAGUUCGUGGUUCCAUGGCUUGAGAGGUUAGAGGGACUUUGCCUUCUCUGGUUGAUCGUAUUUACCAUGUUACCCAUGAAAUUUCAAGCGAAACCCACCACGAAAACAACAUUACAAGCAAUCUCCAAACGAUGA